Molecule: messenger RNA, 4021 nt
Organism: Onychostoma macrolepis
Lineage: Eukaryota; Metazoa; Chordata; Actinopteri; Cypriniformes; Cyprinidae
Gene: diras1b
Product: DIRAS family, GTP-binding RAS-like 1b
Exons: 2
Coding region: 249-845 (198 amino acids)
Biological process (GO): signal transduction
Cellular component (GO): plasma membrane
Molecular function (GO): GTPase activity; GTP binding; GDP binding
Source: RefSeq, a predicted model, not a curated record
UUGCUUUGUGGCGUGGAUGCAUGCUGGGAGAUUUAAAUCCUUUGAAUUGGGUCACUGGAAGCACAUCCAGCAGGCAGACGAGGUAAAGCGCAAUGAUUAGCCUCUAAGCCCAGUCCACAGAGGAGCAAUCUGUUUGACGGACUGAUCGACAAGAGCAAGAGAGAUGUUUCUUGCAAUGCUGGCAGGGACACAGUAAAACUGCAGAACACUUAUGUCUAGAAAGUGAGUGGUGCAGCUGAAGGCCCAAGAUGCCCGAGCAGAGCAACGACUACCGUGUGGUGGUGUUUGGAGCAGGGGGUGUGGGGAAGAGCUCCCUGGUGCUCCGUUUUGUGAAAGGCACUUUCCGGGACACCUACAUCCCGACGGUGGAGGACACGUACCGGCAGGUGAUCAGCUGUGACAAGAGCGUCUGCACCCUGCAGAUCACAGACACAACCGGCAGCCACCAGUUUCCUGCCAUGCAGCGUCUGUCCAUCUCCAAGGGUCACGCAUUCAUUCUGGUCUACUCCAUCACUAGUAAGCAAUCCCUGGAAGAAUUAAAGCCCAUAUACCAGCAGAUUCUCGCUAUCAAAGGCAACGUAGAGAACAUCCCCAUCAUGCUCGUGGGAAACAAGAGCGAUGAGACACAACGGGAAGUGAAGACCGAAGAUGGAGAGGCCCAGUCCAAGAUCUGGAAGUGUGCUUUCAUGGAGACCUCGGCUAAGACUAACCACAAUGUCACUGAGCUUUUCCAGGAGCUUCUCAACUUGGAGAAGAAGAGGAACAUGAGUUUGAACAUCGAUGGCAAGCGUUCUGGGAAGCAAAGCAGGGCUGACAAGCUGAAGGGGAAAUGCAGCAUCAUGUAGAGCGCUUGUUAGAGCCAGAACUGGGACAUGGUGAGAUAAAGCGGAGAGAUAGAGUGAUAAAAUAACAAAGUAAAGGAACUGAGGAGGGAAAAAUGAAUGGAGAUGGUGUUAUUUGACAUUUCAUGCUUAUUUCAGAUAACAAGGAUUUUACUCUGACAUCUCAAAUUUCAUCGUUCACCAUCAGUCUUUGGCCUUAACAAGCACUGACCUGUUCAUAUUGCCUUGUCUGUUUCUAUUACAGAGCAUCGCCACCAUCUCUCACAUCUGAGAAAAAUUCAGACAGCAAUCGUUUGCUAAACAGCCCUUUUUGAGUUCAUGAUGCAGAUGUUUUUAUUAAAUGGUUGCUCCUGCAUAGCUAAAGCAGAGUCAGGCUUUAUAUCAGCCAUGAUAUCCAAACAUAAGACUUUGCACAAUGACAACUAAACUUUUGUUUUGUAUAUUUAUUCAAAUGUAGAGCAAGUAGAGUCAGUAUGAGAUUAUAUAACAAUAUAGUCAAACCACCCUUUAAUACUUUAUUACAGGUUGUGUAGAAUCCACUUUUAUUUGUUGCCCUCAUAACAUUUUGAUGACUACUUUUGCAUGUCCUUAUAUCUUAAAAAAUACCAACCAAUAUUUAGGACAAUGAUUUUGUUAAACAUUAGCAAAAUACCAGAGAAAAAUAUAAUGCUUUGUAAAAUUAUUACCUACAGUGACAUCAAGGCAGAUAGACACUUCAUAUUUCAUGCAGAUGCACACAUGCUUAUGUAAAGCAGCAAGCACUCAUCAUCAUCAUCAUCAUCUGUGGUAUUCAGCUGCUCAAAAUUGAGACACUUCUUGCCUCCCUAGUAAUUUAGAGUGAGCCAGAAUCUCCAUCUUUUUUUUAUGUUUCUCAAUAUGAACUGCUCAUAUUUUAUAACUGUAUAACUGAGACAAUAACAAAUGUAAUCAAUCAGGAAAUGAAUGCAUUUGCAGGAGGCGCAUUUUGGCAGCAAAACUAAAUUGAGGAAGCAAGUCUUCUACCCUAUUUAUAGAGACUAAUGUGAACAUUGAAGACAGGGCCGUCCUUUGGGCGGUGCAACUGGUGCGGAUGCACCGGGCCCCGCGCUGUGAGGGGGCCCUGCGGCGAACGGACCGAGGGGGGCCCCCCCAAAAUCACCCCCCCAGGAACGCAAUCAUGAACGGACUGAGGGGGACCCCCCCCAAAAUCACCCCCCACCGGAACACAAUCAUGAAAGGACCGAGGGGGGCCCCGCGUCAGCCAGGGACGGCCCUGAUCGAAGAGUACGGCCACCUGAAGUUAUAAGAGUUUUAGGAUAAAUAAACCAAACAUUUAAUGUUCAAACAUUUCAAAUGUUUUCCAGAAUUAGCCAUUUUUAUUUGCAUGGCAGUAUCAGACAUUACAGGAGUUUUUGGGUUGAAACAAUUCAGUUUUUGUGUUCUCAGUGACCCUUAUCAGAACGCCACAAACCUGUUUCAGUUUCGGUAAGAGAAUGCAAUCACACUGCAAAUAAGCCUUUGACAAAAGAAAUCUCUUGCUUCAAAGGGCCUUGAUUGUAUAGCAUUAUAUUUUUAUUUAACCAGCUGAUUGCCUUUGUACACUGAUGUGAGAAAGAGCUCCUUUAAUAUGUUUUCAGGUUGUGCAUUACAGAUCUGACAUUAUUUAUCCAUGUUGUGCUGGUUUGCUAGUUUUUGAACAGGGUACACCAGAAAUGCAUAGAAAAAGAAAGCUUUACACAGCAACAUUUCAGAAAACUAUAAUACAAAUAAGACUGAAUUCAUAUGGUUCAUUUUGUUAGACUUGUAAAUUAAGCAAUUUUAUUAUAAUCCUGAGGUAAAAAGCGAUUUAUUAAAAAGAAGUAUAUUACACUCAGAUAUAAAUGAUAACAUUUCACACGAGUAUACACCAUACAUUUUAUUUUGACGCAGGCAGAAAAAUAGCAUUAUAAAUAAGUAGAAGAGUAUUAUAUCCCACCCCCUGUAUAAAGUAACUAUAAUAUAUACUAAUGAUAUACUGUGACAAGCAUUGCAAUAGAACAAAAAACAAUAUCAUCAGUCAUAUAUAGUUUCCGGUUUGCUGUCAGUUAAUAUUAUGACUCAGCCUGUUGCCUCUGAUUGAUGUAUAUGAUUAAUGUUUUAAUAUUAGUUCCCUGGAUGCCCCACCAACACAUUCAUCCCCUUAAAAUGGUGCUAUAAUUUACCACCUCCCUACUGGUGACAGCAGUUCUGCUCUGCAUAGUUUAUGCAGUCAUAUCAUGAUAAAAAUCCCCUCUUUUAUCACUCUGCAGAGUUUUGCUGAUUUAUGGCUUUGCAAUUUGCUAAAUUCAGAACAACGCCUCAUCCAUCUCGUGACUUAUUCAAAUCCGUUAUACCUGAAUAUACGUGUCCGAUCUCUAUAAAGCCCACUCAGCUGGCGUAUGAGUCACACUGCUGAUACCAUCAGAGCCACAGCAAGCUGCAGGAGAGGAAAACUGCAGAGCUUCUUGCAUUUUACAUGCAUGGGAAGUCUGCGCUCUCUGUAGAGUGUCAGCUACCUGCGAUCCUUUCGGUUGACUUGCCUCCGCAAUACCAAUGCCCACCAUUUCUGUGUAUAAAAUCAUUUUUUGAACCCAUAAUCAUGCACAUUUUAUUGUAAAUAUUUGUAAAUUGUAUGUAAAGAAUAUGACACUGUAAAGAAAUCAUCACCGACUCCUGUCGGAUGAACCUACAAACAUGGACACAAUUCCUUUGAAAGCUCUUCAUGUGUUUGGUUGGAAUCCCAGGGGACUUUUGUGUACAUCUGGAUUAUCUUCAUGCAUUUUUCAGUUGGUAUCUUAAAUCUGGUUUACACAGUGAGCACUUUAAAUGCCUAAGGGUAAUGGAAUGUACUGUGAAACGUAUGUAAACGACGACCUCCAUUUCAUAAUUCAAACUACGCAUGGUACCACCUGAUGUUUAGCCAGCAUGAGGGCAAGCAACAAAACUGUGAAGUGACUUUUCAACUCUGCAUUUUAUUAUUUUCUUUUCUGUACAAUAUUUUACAAAAGUUUUUUUUUCUUUUUUUAAAAAUUAUUAUAGCUAUUAGCUACUACUGUGUAUGAUAUGUCCUUUAGCAAUAGUCUUCCUAAGACAUGGUAUGCUGUGCUCACGCAUCCCAAAUGAAGGGAAAUAUGUACUAAUAUAAAUGUAUAGAUAUAUAUAUACCUGCAAAUAUUCUCUAA